This is a messenger RNA of Polyodon spathula (Mississippi paddlefish), 2558 nucleotides long. Its product is annotated as ATP-dependent translocase ABCB1-like. Gene Ontology annotation, cellular component: membrane. The record is from RefSeq and is a predicted model, not a curated record. NCBI's taxonomy places the organism in Eukaryota, Metazoa, Chordata, Actinopteri, Acipenseriformes, Polyodontidae. The transcript has 16 exons. Gene Ontology annotation, molecular function: ABC-type transporter activity; ATP binding; ATP hydrolysis activity. Gene Ontology annotation, biological process: transmembrane transport. The coding region runs from base 79 to 2373 and encodes 764 amino acids.
AUCCGCUAUGGGAGGGAGGAUGUGUCCCAGGCUGAGAUUGAAGCUGCCACGAAGGAAGCAAACGCAUACGAUUUCAUCAUGAAACUACCCAAUAAAUUUGAAACCUUGGUUGGCAACAGAGGCACACAACUUAGCGGAGGUCAGAAACAAAGAAUCGCAAUUGCUCGAGCUCUGGUCCGAAACCCCAAGAUUCUCCUGCUGGAUGAAGCAACUUCAGCACUGGAUACUGAGAGCGAAGUGAUUGUGCAGAUGGCACUGGACAAGGUGAGAAAAGGCCGGACCACUAUGGUAGUGGCCCAUCGCCUGUCUACAAUUCGCAAUGCAGACAUUAUCGUUAGCUUUGAGAAUGGAGUGGUCACAGACCAAGGCACGCACAGCGAGCUAAUGAGCAGAAAGGGGGUUUACCAGACCCUUGUCACUAUGCAGGCAUACACAGGGAAAGACAAAGGGCUGGAUGCUGCAGAGGAGGUUGUGGUAGAUGAGAAGAGCCAUUCCCUGGUAUCGUUAACUGGAUCGACACUGUUCAGAAGUUCAAGCCGGCUGAGUGGAAAAACGCCAGAGAAGGAUCUGGAAAGCAAAGUUUAUGAUGAGACAACUGAGAAUGAUGAAAAGGUGCCGCGGGUAUCUUUUUUCAGUGUCCUCAAACUCAACAAGACGGAGUGGCCCUAUCUGGCUUUAGGAACCUUUUGUGCCCUUGUGAAUGGAGGUAUCCAGCCUGCAUUUGCCAUUAUCUUUUCCAAAAUCAUAGGGGUUUUUGCUGAAACAGACAGAGAAGUGUUGCGAUACAAAGCCACAAUGUUCUCAUUAUUCUUUUUAGCAAUUGGCGGGGUUUCAUUUUUCAGCUUAUUCUUUCAGGGUUUUAGCUUUGGAAAAUCUGGAGAAAUUCUUACAAUGAGACUUCGAUUCAAGGCAUUUAAAGCUAUGCUGCGACAGGACCUUGCCUGGUUUGAUGACCCUAAGAACAGCACUGGAGCCUUGACGACAAGACUUGCAACUGAUGCAGCUCAAGUGCAAGGGGCUACUGGUUCCAGGCUUGCUACCUUUGCUCAGAACGCUGCCAACCUUGGGACAGCCGUGAUCAUUUCAUUCUUCUAUGGCUGGCAGCUCUCUCUCCUCAUCCUGGCGAUUGUGCCAGUGCUGGCCAUUGCAGGGGUGAUGCAAACAAAAAUGCUGUCGGGGCAUGCUGAGAAGGAUAAAAAGGAACUGGAAGUUGCUGGAAAAAUUGCCACAGAGACCGUGGAGAACAUUCGAACCGUUGUUUCAUUGACCAGAGAAAGAAAGUUUGAAUCCAUCUAUGAGGAAAACUUGGAGGUCCCUUACAGAAAUUCACAGAAAAAGGCUCAUGUCUAUGGCCUGACUUUUGCCUUAUCCCAGGCAAUGGAAUACUUUGCAUAUGCUGGCUGCUUUCGUUUUGGCGCCUACCUGGUGACAAAAAAAAUUAUGAAUUUUGAAGACAUGUUUCUUGUCAUUUCAGCCCUUGUGUUUGGCGCUCUUGCAGCAGGACAGGCUACUUCUUUCGGUCCCAACUAUGCCAAGGCCAUAGUAUCUGCAUCCCACUUGUUUAUGCUGUUAGACAGAGUUCCAGCCAUAGACAAUGACUCUGAAGAGGGAGACCAGCUGAAACAAGUUGAUGGCAACAUCAAGUUUGAAGGUGUCGUGUUCAACUACCCUUCCUGCCCCGGCGUGCAGAUAUUGCAGGGGCUCAGUUUAAAGGUGAAGAAGGGACAGACUCUGGCACUGGUGGGUAGCAGCGGAUGUGGGAAGAGCACUGCCAUACAGCUGCUGGAAAGGUUCUAUGAUCCACUGAAAGGCAAAGUGAUGCUGGACAACUGCAAUAUGAAGGAGCUUAAUAUUCAGUGGCUCAGGGCUCAGAUGGGUAUUGUAUCCCAGGAGCCUGUGCUGUUCGACUGCAGCAUCGCAGAGAACAUUGCCUAUGGUGAUAAUAGCAGGAAUGUGACCCAGGAGGAGAUUGUGGCAGCAGCUAAGGCAGCCAACAUUCACUCCUUCAUUGAAGGACUACCUGAUAAAUACAACACCCAAGCUGGUGACAAAGGGACUCAGCUCUCUGGUGGACAGAAGCAGCGUGUGGCAAUUGCCCGUGCACUCGUCCGAAAUCCCAAAAUCCUGCUCUUGGAUGAAGCCACAUCAGCACUGGACACAGAAAGCGAAAAGAUUGUGCAAGAGGCCCUGGACAAUGCUAGAGAGGGCCGCACCUGUAUUGUUAUAGCACAUCGGCUGUCCACUAUCCAGAAUGCUGAUAAGAUCGCAGUGUUUCAGAACGGCCAGGUGGUGGAGCUGGGGACACACGAACAACUUCUCUCCAGCCAGGGCGCAUACCAUUCACUUGCUAAUGUCCAGAUGCAACACAAAUGAAUAAGCCAUGAAAACUAAGACCCUAUGCAGGACCCCUAGCAUUACAGUUUACCAUGUUUACUAUGCUUUUACAAGCAUAGUGAAGUCUAUCCUUCAUUUGUACAGGCUCCUCCUCAGACCUUACCGAGUUUCACCAUAUUGUAAGGAAUACAUUUUCAACUGGCAAUUUUUUUUUAUUUCAACUG